Messenger RNA from Oryctolagus cuniculus (rabbit), 1751 nucleotides. The record is from RefSeq and is a predicted model, not a curated record. NCBI's taxonomy places the organism in Eukaryota, Metazoa, Chordata, Mammalia, Lagomorpha, Leporidae.
GGAAGAGCGUGUCUGGCGGUAGCGCCGGUCGGUGGUCAGCGCAGGAAGGCGCGGGGAGGCGCGGGUCUGGGCAUGAAGCUGGGCCGGGCCGCGCUGGGCCUGCUGCUGCUGGCGCCGUCGGUGGUGCGGGCGGUGGAGCCCAUCAGCCUGGGUCUGGCCCUGGCCGGCGUCCUCACCGGCUACAUCUCCUACCCGCGCCUCUACUGCCUGUUCACCGAGUGCUGCGGCCAGAAGCGGAGCCUCAACCGGGAGGCGCUGCAGCGGGACCUGGACGACAAGCUGUUCGGGCAGCAUCUGGCCAAGAAGGUCAUCCUGAACGCCGUGUCCGGCUUCCUGAGCAACCCCAAGCCCAAGAAGCCGCUCACCCUCUCCCUGCACGGCUGGACCGGCACUGGCAAGAACCUGGUCAGCAAGAUCAUCGCGGAGAACAUUUACGAGGGCGGCCUGAGCAGCGACUACGUGCACCUGUUCGUGGCCACGCUGCACUUCCCCCACGCCUCCAAUGUCACCCUGUACAAGGAUCAGUUACAGCAGUGGAUCCGAGGCAACGUGAGUGCCUGUGCCAGGUCCAUCUUCAUAUUCGAUGAGAUGGACAAGAUGCACGCCGGCCUCAUCGACGCCAUCAAGCCUUUCCUGGACUACUACGACGUGGUGGACGAGGUCUCCUAUCAGAAGGCCAUCUUCAUCUUCCUCAGCAAUGCGGGCGCGGAAAGGAUCACAGACGUGGCUUUAGACUUCUGGAGGCGUGGAAGGCAGAGGGAGGACAUCAGGCUGAAGGACAUGGAGCACGCCUUGUCCGUGUCCGUCUUCAACAACAAGAACAAAGGGGAGACCCAUGCGGGCAGCGUCCACCCUGGCUGGCUCUCUGCCCCUUUCCCAGGGCCGAGUGGGAGUCUGCACGUGGGAGGCCUUCCAGCGAGCUGGAGGGGGCAGGCAGCGUCCCAGCCCUCACCGCUCCGUGUCAGUUCUUUCCCAGGGCCACAGGUGAGCCCCGCCCGGCCAGUCCCGCCUUUGGUCGGCACCAGUUGUGUGCACAGCAGUGCUGGUUGGGGGAGCAGGGUCAGAGGACGCUGAAGCGAAACGGCUCAGGGGGAGAAAGCCGUGGGGUGCUGGGCGCCCCGUGGCCGACAAGGAGGGAGCGAGUGUUGGGUCAGGGUUCCAGGAGCCUGGAGGGGGACUGGGCAGGUGCAGCGCCAGCCCCUGUGGGAGGGGGACACACGGCACGGCCCCUGCCCAGAGGGACCAGGUGCACUUGUCUGGCCCCUCCCACUGCUGGGAGCCGAUGGAGGCCCUGGACGAAAGGGCGUGGCCGGCCCAGCCCUUCCCUGGGAACCCGCCCCUCCUUUCACUGUCUUGAAACUCUGCCAGCCUGAGAACCAGCUUCCUCCCGGCCGCCUCUGCUGGCCCAGGCCUCCUGGGCCGCGAGCCCCUCUUCACCGGUGGGCAGUCGCAUGCGUGGAGCCCCCCUGGGCCGCGAGCCCCUCUUCACCCGGUGGGCGGUCGCGCCCGUGGAGCCCCCCAGGCCCCCUGGGCCGCGAGCCCCUCUUCACCCGGUGGGCGGUCGCGCCCGUGGAGCCCCCCAGGCCCCCUGGGCCGCGAGCCCCUCUUCACCCGGUGGGCGGUCGCGCCCGUGGAGCCCCCAGGCCCCCUGGGCUGCGAGCCCCCUGCAGGUGGCCAGGCGCUCCCUGGGGCCGGUGCGAGGGGCACAGAGCGGCCGGGUGUCGGACAGGACAGACAGACGGCGGAGGGUC